Messenger RNA from Nothobranchius furzeri (turquoise killifish), 2358 nucleotides. Lineage: Eukaryota; Metazoa; Chordata; Actinopteri; Cyprinodontiformes; Nothobranchiidae. The record is from RefSeq and is a predicted model, not a curated record.
UGACCUGAAUACGUACCGACAUUACAAGGACCUUUGUGUCUUAGGAGGACUAGGCCAAGGUCCGCCUAAAUCAUGGUAUGUAUUUGCUUUUUUAAGUACUUAAAAAUAAUUUUUUCUCAUGGAUUUUGGGCAAAACCUAUACUUUACAAGUGGCUUUAUAGUUUGGAUUGUGUUUUGACACUUAAUAAUAUAUAAACAGCUUUUAUUUUCAGUUUAUUAAUUUGUCCAUCUAUACCACUCAAUAUGAUUUUUGUGUAUUUAUGUGUAUAACACAGCGCCCCUGGAUGUUGUGUAUUUAUUGCACUUUUAUACACAUUUAUACACUUCGCGGGGUUUUGGGGUGUCCCUUUUGUGAUUGGCUGUGGGCGGGACAUAAAGCCCAACCCCUCAAAGCUACUUCCUGAAGACGUGCCUUUAAAUUUUAAAUGCCUUCAAAGCUGCAGCACUCAAAAUGGAGGUCCCCGUGGAUUAAACUUCACAGAUGCCAGUAAAACAUGGAGAGGCAAAGACGCAUUAACCCAAAAGGAGAUGCUAAAUAUCACAUUGAGAAUGGAAAGGACAAAGUGGGAUUUGACGUAAAAUCCAUCAGUGCCUACAAAGGCCGUGGUGUCUUUGUAACUACCUCUUUUCAAAAAGGAGACUUUCUGUUGGAAUAUAGAGGAGAACUGAUCAGUAAGGAGGAAUGUGAGAGGAGACAAAGAGUUUAUCAUGAUACACUUAAAGUGUUUCUGUUUGAAUUCUACUUUGACGGAAAGCUGUGGUGUGUUGAUGCAGCAAAAGAAGAUGGGUCACUUGGAAGACUUGUCAAUGAUGAUCAUGUCUGUCCUAAUGCCAAAAUGAAGUACCUGACUGUGCAAGGGAAGCCCCAUUUGUGCUUGUUUGCUAUUCGAGAAAUAAGCCAGGGAGAAGAGGUAACCUAUAAUUACGGUGACUCAGACUGGCCAUGGAGAUGCAAGAUAAGGACUGAAAAGAAGCAUAGUAAGGUGGCAGCAAACAACGCAAACCAAACUGAUCCAGACCUUGAGCCGCUCCAUAGAAGUGCAGAGGUCUCACCUGAGGCAAUCCAGAGUCAGAUGCCAGAAGACAACCUGAAGCAGACUGAUCCCAACCUGAUUUCUACCAACAGGAAUGCAGAGGUCUCACCUGAGGCAAUCCAGAGUCAGAUGCCGGAAGACAACCUGAAGCAGACUGAUCCCAACCUGAUUUCUACCAACAGGAAUGCAGAGGUGAUUUCUAUUUAAUAAUUAGAUGAUAUAUGUAACUUGUUGUAAGAUGUUAGUCAACCACUCUUGUAAUUAGUGUGUAAGUGUAUCUGAGUGUUAUGUGAUUUACAUGGACACUGGUUUGUCAGGACAGUCCCAAACAGAGGUUUUCAUUUUAGUAAGCCAUCUGUCUGUGGGGGUGUGUGUGUGUUUAGUAGCUUUCUAUCCUAUUGUUGUUUAGGAGGACCAUUGGGUUUAUGUGGACCUUCGUAGGUUCAGUGGCAUUAUACAUUGUCCAGCCCAAAAAAUGUCACCACCAAAAGAAAAAGCUAGCUGUUGCACUUAUGCGCAGUGGGCAAUAUUUUACUCAAAUAAUCCAAAUGGCUGUGUACAUUCACGUCAGUUGGAAUGAUGAUCGGACAAAACCACCUCUCAAUUGGAUUGAAACUUCAUUCCGAUCGGGCCGAAUUGGAUCAUAACACUUCGAUUUACAUGUUUACAUGUAGAAUUUUUUAUCUGAUUGGGCGUUCAAUUUAAUUGUGCCCAUGUAAAUGUGGCUACUGACAGUUCUUAAGUCAUAUUUAGUUCCUUAGAUGUUUUCACUGCCCUAUUCAUGCUAAUCAUUUGACCCUUCUCAAAACAGAUGAACAUCUUUUACACGACCACCAGAUGUUUUUCUACAUAGCUGUUUAAGAAAUGAGAAGCAACUCACUGCAGCAGUUGGAGUUAAAUAACUUGUUGCCAGUUGAAAGAUUAUCGCCCAUGCAGUAAUUAUCCAAUAGGAGGCUCCUCUCUGUUUGCUUAAAUAAAUCUAGGUGGCAACUUCUUUUUUAGGCAAGGCAGUGUGUUUGCAUUCUAAUGCAGUAAGAAUUUUCUACACGUUUUUAUAUAUAGUGUAAAUGUAUAAAAAACAAAGCUACAAUAUGGGAACAGCAGUUUGUCACUAACUUGUAUUGAGUAGCUGAUGCUUGUCUGAUGCAGGUCUCACCUGAGGCAAUCCAGAGUCAGAUGCCGGAAGACAACCUGAAGCAGACUGAUCCCAACCUGAUUUCUACCAACAGGAAUGCAGAGGUGAUUUCUAUUUAAUAAUUAGAUGAUAUAUGUAACUUGUUGUAAGAUGUUAGUCAACCACUCUUGUAAAUAGUGUGUAAGUGUA